AUGGGGGGAGACGAGACCUCGCCUGCCUGCUGUGGCUUUAACCUCCUCCAGGGCUGCUGGGGCAGUCAGGGCUGCGGGAACAGGAGGGUCCAGCCUGAGGUACAUGAGGUAAUUCAUGGUACAGAGGGAGUUACGUCGGUGGGUAAACUUUAGAUGGUCAACUGAGGCUCUCUUUUCCUCAAUCACUUCAUCUUUAUAACUCAAUCUCUUUUCUCAGGCUUGCUUUCUGUUUUGAUAUGGUGCUAUUUUCAGUCGAGGCACUAGUGAUCAUUUGCUUAGCAACACAAGUAAAUGAAACUCUGGUGAAUGAUAUGUUAUGUUAUACAUUUGGCAAAUUUCCAGUGAUUAUGACAGGAAAUGCAGUUUCCAAGAAAUUGCACAGUGACUUGAUCUGCUUUAGCUAGCUAUGCGUCACUAAACCGUACUUAGUCACCUGGGUGAUAGAAGACUGCAUAAUGACUGUGUCUGUCUCCCCUGUGGACUCUGGCAGAUCUAAAAGUGGCUUGUUUACUUGGUGUUUGAUAAUUAACAACAUUAACAUCCUUUCUGUUACUGACUGAGACAUUGACAGAAUCAUCUGUUGUUCAGUUUAUUCUUCUCCCAUCCUUCAUUUUUUACAUUGUUGAGCAACACAUGGCACUUUUAGUUUUAUUACUAGAAAAUUGUAACGCUUCAGCUCAAACCAUUGCAAAUUAACUGUAGUUAAUUUGAGUUAUUUUAUGGACUCCAUUUGUCUACUUAUUGUCAGGCAAUAAGUAGGGAUUUUGAACUGGGCAAAGGAAGACAUUUUAGGAAGGGGCUGAGAUGAUGAGGUGGACGGGGGAGGGGGGAAGUGUGUUGGUGGACAGAAGUGCUUGAACAGGGGUGUUUGAUUACAGGAGAUAACGACCACAGUGCUGAAAUAGGAGAAGACACUGCAGCCUCGCUCUAGCUUAUCUCAUCAUUAUCUGCCAGUGUGGAUUUUUGUAGAUUUUUUGUGCUGUGAUUCAAGUAUUGUUUUAUUAUUUGGCUGACAACGGGAGCUGUGCAAGGAUCCUGGUCAAAUGAUUAUUGUCUGAUGUGUAAGCUAGUUAUAACCAAUAUAAAUCUGUCUCAUCAUAACCAAUAUGUGAGAUUUGUACUUUUCAGUCCUAUUGAUCAGAGAACUCCUGUGCUGUUCUAAGUUUUUAUACUGAUAGGAGAUAGAAGUUUAGUUUUAGAUGUGUAGGAGGCAUAUUUUGACAGAACAGUGGUAAUUUCUCUGGAGGACAACAUUUCUGGGACCAUGCUAGCAUACUCAGGGGGAAAUCAGUCUUACUGCCUUGGAAAGGAGACUGCAUACAUUGGGAUAUCAAUAGAUGUACACGUAUGUUUUAAAAAGCAUAGUGAAAAAGCAACCACUGACGACAACAUCCCAAAUGUGGAAAAAGUGGAAAAAGGGAAGCUGUCUGAAUAAUUUCCAAAUGCACUGUAGUAGACCUGCUGAAGGACUACUCUCCAUCAGGGACAGAUCAUCUCAUAUAGUCCUGUCUGAUUACUGGAGAGCCCUUGUGUUGUUGCAUAACAGCCACUCUAUAAUCACAUUCAACUAAAUAAUCUGCAGCUUUACUCCAGGCUUCCUCAUUUUGCAAGGGGAUGGAUUUUGUUUUCACCCGCCUCACCUUGUCUGUGAUUAGUCAUUCCGUCUUCGUCCCGUGUUACAAUGGAAAAUCAUCUUACACUUACAGUACCAGUCAAAAGUUUGGACACACCAACUCAUUCAAGGGUUUUUCUUUAUUUGUUACUAUUUUCUACAUUGUAGAAUAAUAGUGAAGACAUCAAAACUAUGAAAUAACACAUAUGGAAUCAUGUAGUAACCAAAAAAGUGUUAAACAAAUCAGAAAAUAUGUUAUAUUUGAGAUUCUUCAAAUAGCCACCCUUUGCCUUGAUGACAGCUUUGCACACUCUUUUGCCAUUCUCUCAACCAGCUUCACCUGGAAUGCUUUUCCAACAGUCUUGAAGGAGUUCCCACAUAUGCUUAGCACUUGUUGGCUGCUUUUCCUUCACUCUGCUGUUCGACUCAUCCCAAACCAUCUCAAUUGGGUUGAGGUCGGGGGAUUGUGGAGGCCAGGAUGAUGCAGCACUCCAUCACUCUCCUUCUUGGUAAAAUAGCCCUUACACAUCCUGGAGGUGUGUUGGCUCAUUGUCCUGUUGAAAAACAAAUGAUACUCCCACUAAGCCCAAACCAGAUGGGAUGGUGCAUCGCUGCAGAAUGCUGUGGUAGCCAUGCUGGUUAAGUGUUCCUUGCAUUCUAAAUAAAUCACAGACAGUGUCACCAGCAAAGCACCCCCACACCAUAACACCUCCUCCUCCAUGCUUUACGGUGGGAACUACACAUGUGGAGAUCUUCCGUUCACCCACACCGCGUCUCACAAAGACACAGUGGUUGGAACCAAAAUUCUCCAAUUUGGACUCCAGACCAAAGGACAAAUUUCCACCGGUCUAAUGUCCAUUGCUCGUGUUUCUUGGCCCAAUCAGGUCUCUUCUUAUUGGUGUCCUUUAGUAGUGGUUUCUUUGCAGCAAUUCGACCAUGAAGGCCUGAUUCACACAGUCCCAUCUGAACAGUUGAUGUUGAGAUGUGUCUGUGACGUGAACUCUGCGAAGCAUUUAUUUGGGAUGCAAUUUCUGAGGCUGGUAACUCUAAUGAACUUAUCCUCUGCAGCAGAGGUAACUCUAGGUCUUCCAUUCCUGUGGUGGCCAGUUUCAUGAUAGCGCUUGAUGGUUUUUACGACUGCACUUGAAGAAACUUUCAAAGUUCUUGAAAUAUUCCGUAUUGACUGACCUUCGUGUCUUAAAUGAUGGGCUGUCAUUUCUCUUUGCUUAUUUGAGCUGUUCUUACUAUAAUAUAGACUUGGUCUUUUACCAAAUAGGGCUAUCUUCUGUAUACCCCCCCUACCUUGUCACAACACAACUGAUUGGCUCAAACACAUUUAGAAGGAAAUCAAUUCCACAAAUUUACUUUUAAGAAGGCACACCUGUUAAUUGAAAUUAAUUCCAGGUGACUACCUAAUGAAGCUGGUUGAGAGAAUGCCAAGAGUGUGCAAAGCUGUCAUCAAGGCAAAGGGUGGCUAUUUGAAGAAUCUCAAAUAUAAAAUAUAUUUUGAUUUGUUUAACACUUUUUUGGUUACUACAUGAUUCCAUAUGUGUUAUUUCAUUGUUUUGAUGUCUUCACUAUUAUUCUACAAUGUAAAAAAUAGUAAAAAUAAAGAAAAAACAUUGAAUGAGUAGGUGUGUCCAAACUUUUGACUGGUAGUGUACAUCAUUGAUGUUCGGGUGUGAAGGAUGCCUGGUGCUGUUUCUCGGGUCAGCAUGAGUUGAGGUAAUUGUAUUGUGCUGGUACAUAAUAAUCAUCCAUUGCAGCAUAGGACUACUCAUACUGAUGAUCAAGUUGUAUAACCUAUUAUAAAACAAGCUGUGCAUUACGAGAAGGCAGGUAUUAUAUAAUAUAUGCUACCUUUAUGUGUUGCAUCCGUCUUUAUUUGUGUGUGUGCGUGCAUGUGUGACAGAGCGAGAGAGAGAGGUAAAAUCCAGCAAGCCUUUACCAUUGUUUAUGUCUGCCAGUGCAAACCUACAAUUUAAACUUUUAACACAUGUGAGGUCAAAGGGGACAAAACGUCACAGGGGGGAAUUAAUCUUUAACAUCUGUUUACAAAAAAGAGUGUCUACCCCCCUCAAUACAGAGUCUUUAUUUGUCAUAUAGGCCUAGUCCAACCUAUAAAUUGUGUAGCAAAGGGUCUGUGGAUGGUAAAUAGGUUAUUUUUAGAGACAGCAUCAUCUCUCAACACAUCACACGACCAUUUCCUGCAAUGUGAGGAGCUCAGUACUGCGACUGUCAGUAUAGGCUAUCCACAGGGAUACACUGUGCGAUUUAUGCACAGUGCCUCAGCAGUAGGCUAUAUUAGCUACUGUAUAGUAAUGCGCGCAAUGGCGCACACUCACCGAGCACUAUUGGAUUUUAGGAGUGUCGGUCGAAUGUAGGGGACGAUAAGUAGCCAAAAACAAAUCUAUAUCGGGGAGACCCAGCUGUCAGAUGCAGACACCUGAACAGGUGGCCUCUCCAGAGAUUUACGCGUCAAGGUGAAUAGACUAACAGCUUGCCUCUUUCUCUAAUCUCCUGCUGACAACACCAAUACUGACCCUAUCGUCAAGAUUAUGUCUAUCGCAGUUUGAGAUUCAGGACCCGAUCAAUUCGUGUUGAUUCAAGUGACAGUCGCUCCUCGGUUGGACUUUCGUUGCUGACGUUUUUUUCUCCAAGUGUCAGAGAAUAUGAAAGUGACGUCUGGACUUUCGAAAAUGUGCUGGCGCCUUGCAUUUACCUGGAUUUUACAGUAGUUACUUUCACGUGUAGGCUACAUUGAGGUUGGGAUUUACUAAGGACCCAGGUGUCAAAGCAACAUGUUUCCCGAAAUUAAUAACAAGGUGAGGUCAAUCAUCCAUUUUGGGCAUAUUCAUGAAUCCGUUAUUUAUUUCUCUCUUUAGGCUACAGAUUUUGACCAAUGUUUUUUUACAGCCUUUCUUUUCUGUUCUCUUCUCUACUUGACUUUUAUUUUAUAUUUUGCUUGAACAUCAGAAAGUUAUGUAUUUCUAUGUCUGAAGUCUGAAAUAAUCAUUUUGUAGUUUAGCUUGUAUGGAGAUUCACUUUUCUAUUCCACUUACCCACUUAUUUCACAAAUACAGAAUAUUAUGAUACGUGUUAUAAAGUAGGCCUAAACAUUAUGACCCAUUUAGUAGGCUAAUUUGCCUAUAGGUUGUUGUGAUUUUCUGAGAAGGUAAACAUGAUCCAUGGCUAUUUCAGUCUACACUUUAUUUUAUGAGUCAUGGUGUUGACAGAAGCUCUAUAGCUUUCCCAUAAAUAGUAUCAAACAUGAUCAAGGACCGGAAAUCAGCAACUCUUUCAUCAACUGUUUACAAAGAAUAUUAGCCUUGUUAUCAUGUGUCAUUAAUUAUUUGUAACCUCAUUGUCACAUUGAUAACCUAACCAGCCAACUAUACAUCAGUUAAAGUGCAAGAUUCUAUUUGAUCUGAAUAGCAAUAGUUUGUUGCUCUUAUUCAGCUCUUCUUGGUGGGGUUGAUGCUCUCCUUUUCAUGAGCAAAAAAGCUUUAUUUUGAGUUUAGCUACUGACAAUGUUAAAACAAUUAUGCUUAUAAACUAUUGAACUCCAAGACAGUUGUUGUUUGCAAUUGUCAAUUCAAUAUUUUCUAUACAGUGAUUAUCAUCGACGUUUAAUCUUUACUUUCCUCAUGCUUUACUGUAACUGGUGUCAUAUGAGUCUCAGAAAAGACAUACAGUGCAUUUGGAAAGUAUUCAGACCCCUUGACUUUUUCCACAUUUUGUUACAUUACAGCCUUAUUCUAAAAUGUAUUAAAUUGUUUUUUCCCCCUAAUCAAUCUACACAUAAUACCACAUAAUGACAGAGCAAAAACAGGUUUUUAGAAAUUUUUGCAAAUGUAAGUAUUCAGACCCUUUACUCAGUACUUUGUUGAAGCACCUUUGGCAGUGAUUACAGCCUCGAGUCUUCUUGGGUAUGAUGCUACUUUCACGACUUCCUCCGAUGCUGCCUCCUCUCCUUGUUCGGGCAGGCUUCAGCGUUCGUCGUCACCGGCCUUCUAGCCACUGCCGCUCCUCAUCUCAUCAUUCCAUUUGUUUUGUCUUGUUUUUUAUACACACCUGGUUCAAAUCCCCUCAUCAGUCCCUGUAUAAGUAUUCCCUCUGCCCCCCAUGUCUUUGUGUGUGAUUGUUUCAUGUGGAGGUGUCGAUAGCUCGGUGGAGCUUUAUGUACUGUAUCGCCGGGAUAUUCACCCUUGUGUUUUGUUUUUCUCCAGUCCGUUAUACCGCACUGUAGUUUUACGCAUUGCUGCGAACCGCUGUAUUGGCCGAAUAAACCAUUAUUCUGUGAUUUACCCCUCCUGCGCCUGACUCCGUCCAAAUCACCCGCUACAGCUACAAGCUUGGCACACUUGUAUUUGAGGAGUUUCUCCCAUUCUUCUCUGCAGAUCCUCUCAAGCUCUGUCAGGUUGGAUGGGGAGCGUCGCUGCACAGCUAUUUUCUGGUCUCUCCAGAGAUGUUUGAUCGAGUUCAAGUCCGGGCUCUGGCUGGGCCACUUCAUUCAGAGACUUGUCCGGAAGCCACUCCUGCAUUAUCUUGGCUGUGUGCUUAAUGUCGUUGUGCUGUUGGAAGGUGAACCUUCUCCCCAGUCUGAGGUCCUGAGCGCUCUGGAGCAGGUUUUCAUCAAGGAUCUCUCUGUACUUUGCUCCAUCAAUCUUUCCCUCGAUCCUGACUAGUCUCCCAAUGCCUGCCCCUGAAAAACAUCCCCACAGUAUGAUGCUGCCACCAUGCUUCACCGUAGGCAUGGUGCCAGGUUGCCUCCAGACGUGACGCUUGGUAUUCAGGCGAAAGAGUUCAAUCUUGGUUUCAUCAGACCAGAAAAUCUUGUUUCUCAUGGUCUGAGAGUCCUUUAGGCAAAUUCCAAGCGGGCCGUCAUGUGCCAUUUACUGAGGAGUGGCUUCCGUCUGGCCACUCUACCAUAAAGGCCUGAUUGGUGGAGUGCAGCAGAGAUGGUUGUCCUUCUGGAAGUUUCUCCCAUCUCCACAGAGGAACUCUGAAGCGCUGUCAGAGUUGAACAUCGGGUUCUUGGUCACCUCCCUGACCAAAUCAAAUCAAAUCAAAUCAAAUUUUAUUGGUCACAUGCGCCGAAUACAACAGGUGCAGACAUUACAGUGAAAUGCUUACUUACAGCCCUUAACCAACAGUGCAUUUAUUUUAAACAAAAAAGUAAGAAUAAAACAACAACAAAAAAGUGUUGAGAAAAAAAGAGCAGAAGUAAAAAAUAAAGUGACAGUAGGGAGGCUAUAUAUACAAUAGAAUAAAGUGACAGUAGGGAGGCUAUAUAUACAGGGGGGUACCGUUGCAUAGUCAAUGUGCGGGGGCACCGGCUAGUUGAGGUAAUAUGUACAUGUGGGUAGAGUUAAAGUGACUAUGCAUAAAUACUUAACAGAGUAGCAGCAGCGUAAAAAGGAUGGGGUGGGGGGGCAGUGCAAAUAGUCCGGGUAGCCAUGAUUAGCUGUUCAGGAGUCUUAUGGCUUGGGGGUAGAAGCUGUUGAGAAGUCUUUUGGACCUAGACUUGGCACUCCGGUACCGCUUGCCGUGCGGUAGCAGAGAGAACAGUCUAUGACUAGGGUGACUGGAGUCUUUGACAAUUUUGAGGGCCUUCCUCUGACACCGCCUGGUAUAGAGGUCCUGGAUGGCAGGGAGCUUUGCCCCAGUGAUGUACUGGGCCGUACGCACUACCCUCUGUAGUGCCUUGCGGUCAGAGGCCAAGCAGUUGCCAUACCAGGCGGUGAUGCAACCAGUCAGGAUGCUCUCGAUGGUGCAGCUGUAGAAUUUUUUGAGGAUCUGAGGACCCAUGCCAAAUCUUUUUAGUCUCCUGAGGGGGAAUAGGCUUUGUCGUGCCCUCUUCACGACUGUCUUGGUGUGUUUGGACCAUGAUAGUUCGUUGGUGAUGUGGACACCAAGGAACUUGAAGCUCUCAACCUGUUCCACUACAGCCCCGUCGAUGAGAAUGGGGGCGUGCUCAGUCCUCUUUUUUUUCCUGUAGUCCACAAUCAUCUCCUUUGUCUUGGUCACGUUGAGGGAGAGGUUGUUGUCCUGGCACCACACGGCCAGAUCUCUGACCUCCUCCCUAUAGGCUGUCUCAUCGUUGUCGGUGAUCAGGCCUACCACUGUUGUGUCGUCGGCAAACUUAAUGAUGGUGUUGGAGUCGUGCCUGGCCAUGCAGUCAUGGGUGAACAGAGAGUACAGGAGGGGACUGAGCACGCACCCCUGAGGGGCCCCCGUGUUGAGGAUCAGUGUGGCAGAUGUGUUGUUACCUACCCUUACCACCUGGGGGCGGCCCGUCAGGAAGUCCAGGAUCCAGUUGCAGAGGGAGGUGUUUAGUCCCAGGAUCCUUAGCUUAGUGAUGAGCUUUGAGGGCACUAUGGUGUUGAAUGCUGAGCUGUAGUCAAUGAAUAGCAUUCUCACGUAGGUGUUCCUCUUGUCCAGGUGGGAAAGGGCAGUGUGGAGUGCGAUAGAGAUUGCAUCAUCUGUGGAUCUGUUGGGGCGGUAUGCAAAUUGGAGUGGGUCUAGGGUUUCUGGGAUUAUGCUGUUGAUGUGAGCCAUGACCAGUCUUUCAAAGCACUUCAUGGCUACAGACGUCAGUGCCACGGGUCGGUAGUCAUUUAGGCAGGUUAUCUUAGAGUUCUUGGGCACGGGGACUAGGUGGUCUGCUUGAAACUGUUGUUGCCUAAUUGACAAGGCCCUUCUCUCCAACCCAUCUAUGAAGAGUCUUGGUGGUUCCAAACUUCUUCCAUUGUGUCCCCGAGUCCUGUGCGUCUUUGCGCUCUCCGCACUAGGCGUUAUUGAGUCCCCAGGCCAGCAUGCCCUGUUCCGCUCUCCGCACUAGGCGUUAUGUGCGUCCCCGGUCCAGCAUACCUGUUGCUUCUCCCCGCACUAGCCCUGAGAUGCGUGUCUCAGCCCGGUACCUCCAGUUCCGGCACCACGAACCAGGCCUACGGUUGCGCCUCAGACGGCCAGAGUCUGCCGUCUGCCCAACGGGCCCUGAACUGCCCGUCUGCCAAGGCGCUUAAGCGCCCUCUGCCAUGAGCCUUCAGAGCCGUCCGCCAGACCGGAGCCGCUAGAGCCUUCCGCCAGACAGGAUCAGCCAGAGCCUUCCGCCAGACAGGAUCAGCCAGAGCCUUCUGCCAGCCAUGAGCAGCCAGAUCCGUCAGCCAGCCAUGAGCAGCCAGAUCCGUCAGCCAGCCAUGAGCAGCCAGAUCCGUCGGCCAGCCAUGAGCAGCCAGAUCCGUCGGCCAGCCAUGAGCAGCCAGAUCCGUCAGCCAGCCAUGAGCAGCCAGAUCCGUCAGCCAGCCAUGAGCAGCCAGAUCCUUCAGCCAGCCAUGAGCCGUCCAGCCAGGAUCCGCCAGAGCCGUCCAGCCAGGAUCCGCCAGAGCCGUCCAGCCAGGACCCGCCAGAGCCAGCCAGCCAGGAUCUGCCAUUGAGUCCGGUGCUGUCCCUUAGCCCGGUGCUGCCCCUUAUCCUGGUGCUGCCCCUUAAUCCGGUACUGCCCCUUAGUCCGGUGCUGCCCCUUAGUCCGGUGCUGCCCUUUAGUCCGGUGCCGCCCCUUAAUCCAGUGGGGUUUAGUUGGGGGGUGGUCAUGUGGAGGAGGCUACGGAAGCGGAUAGUGACUAAGGUGGGGUGGGGACCACGACCAGGGCCAGAACCGCCACCGUGGACAGACGCCCACCCAGACCCUCCCCUAGACGGUAUGCUGGUGCGCCCGGAGUGCGCACCUUUAGGGGGGGGGUACUGUGACACUCUGGCUCUGGGACUUUUGUAUUUGAGCCAGGGUGUAUUUUGUUUUGUUGGGUUUUGGUUUUGUAUUUCUAUGUUUGCAGUUCUGUGGUUGUAUUUCUAGGUUUGGUCAAUGACUCCCAAUCGGAGGUAACGAGUGUCAGCUGUCGGCUCGUUAUCUCUGAUUGGGAGCCAUAUUUAUUCUGAAUGUUUUCCUGUGGGACUUGUGGGUUUUUGUUCCAAGUUCUGUCAGUGUUGCAGAGGACUUCACGUAUCGGUCUUGUUUUGUUGUUUUGUUCCAGACUUUGAUAUAAUAAAGUCAUGUUUCUUGGACACGCUGCGCCUUGGUCAUAUUUAGACGACAUAGACCCCCGUGACAGGCUGUAACGUAACAAAAUGUGGGAAAAAUCCAGGGGUCUGAAUUCUUCCUCUAACUCAGAUUCCAAACAUAGGCAAUCCAAGGUGGGCACUGGUGUCCUACUACUUUAAAUCCCAACAUAAUACCAAGCCAUAUAUACUUUUAUACGUGGCGCUGGGUGUGCAUGGGAAUCAAAAUACUGUCAUAUUCUUGCAAAGGAACCCAUCUGGGUCAGUAAGAGGCAAUUUGUCAGUAAAUAAAGAAUAUUAAGCAUAUGGAUAGAAGAGAUGUCUAUUUAGUGAACUCGUGAAAAAGUAUAGUGUUACUGUAGGUCUUGGUCAAGUUCAUUGUAAAUCUGCUCUGCUCUGCUACCCAAGUACCCAGCCAACCGUUGCGCAGCCCUCUCAGGCUCUCUGAGUUUAGCCUGUGCCCAUCUGGGCUGGAGGUUUUAUUCCACCAAUACAGUGUCUCUCAGUCUCUCAACACACUGUUAAUUGACAUGCUCCCCUCUGAUUAAGGCACGUGUUAGCACAGCUAUUCUGACAAUGCGGCAGUUGCACCAGAACGAAUAGAAUCUCAAUGGCUCAUAUGGCCCCAUAUAACCUGGCACUAGACUGAAUUGUGCUUUGUGAAAUGAAGUCAAUGAUCUCUCUGGUGCUAGGCUAAAACAGCCCUUUGCUCUCCUCUCCAUUACCACCAUCAUCACCACUCCCUUACACUCUUCAUAGAACAUCAGAGGGUUAACAAGCCUAUGCUCCAGUAAAGGAAUGCAGGUUGUGGAAAAACUGAGUGAUAAAGAGACCAAUGUUACUGUGGUAGCUACUUGCAAAAAAUACUCUAAUUUCAGGGAGUGUGCAUCAUCUUUGCUUGCGUGGUAAUAAUCUUGCUUCACUGCCCACUGGCUGUUUAUAUCUGUGGGACCCACCGCUGUGCUGAGACUGAAACUCCCACCAGCAACAACCAGGCUGUUUAUUCUCCUCAUUCACAGAGAUGCUUUGAAGUUAAUCAGUUUCGGUUACUAAAAAUACGUGAUUUAUAAUUCAGAUGAAUGACCUCAAUGACUUGUUAUGAGUCUGCUGCAUCCAACGCCACCCCCUCACUGACUUAAAUAGGUAUAGAGAAGCGAGUUUUGUGUAUAAAUCUAAUGUUAAGUCAAAUCUCCCAUAUUCCUCUCCUCCACAGUCUUCAAAACCAGAGGCCUUCUCCCACUCACACAGACUCCAGACCCAACAGGCAACCAACCGGCCCUAUUUACAGGUGAGCCUUUACUCACAGGUGACCCCUGACCUGCAGAGCAUUUAAGCCCCUGCAGACCCACUCUUUCAAUCCUGUAUCUUUCUGUCUGUGCAGUGCCCUCCCCCUUCACUCCACCAAAACUCAUUACCCUAGCUAGGUCAUGCUAUUGGAGGGCACUGGAGUACAUGGAGUAAAUGGAGCAACCACCUCCUAACCACUCCCAAGGGGUGAAAUCAUGGUGCUGCUCACUGUCAGACCUGGAUGUGUUUAAGAACACAGAGUAGUAGCCUACGUAAUCAGCUUGAAUCCAGUUGUGCAUAAGCACAAUACUGUAUUUGCAUCCAUGUGCUUGUUAUGGCAGGUGCUUGGAACUAUAUUUAGCCUGUGUCUAUGCAUCAUAACCAAGUUGGCAGCUACUGCAACAGCCUGUGCACAUGUGAUUAAAUAUCACCGCUAUGUAUAGAUUAGUGUGCACUUUUCAACCUGCUGUUUUGGGCUGCUGUGCUUGCUGUAACCGAAGAAAAGGGGUAUAGAACUACUGGUUCCAAUUUACAAUAACUGCCCCUAAUAAUACCAAUGUAUUUACAUUAUUUAUACAGGCAGAUACAGUGUCAUUACCGUGUAGGAAGUAAUUAAAUAUGUUACUGGCAUUUACAAUUUCAACGAUUUGCUGAAUAAACUCAUGAUCCCUGCCCUUGUUGUAGUCUAGGUUAGAGGUCUCCUUUCCCCCAUCAUUAGCUUGGCUAUGCUUGCAAGGCAGCCAGUGACACAUGUAAACGUGCUCCUACAGCAAGCAGGAUGUCAGCUAGAGAAAGGCCUGCUCCAGUUCAGCUCCCCCACAGCAGCAGAUAACGCUGACAGGGUCUGUCAGGGACCAGUCUCCGAUGUUUUGUCCCCGACUCACUCUUACCCUGCUCAGUAAUUCCACCCUCAACUCAGGGGGUCUUGGUUACCUGAGCCACCACAUUUAGAAUGGUCAGAGCGGAUGUAGCGCUCUCUCCAUCUCUCCAUCCCUUUAUUUUUGCGCCAACUCUCCAAACCUUCGCCAUAGAGUAUGUGAUCACAGAGUCUCUUCCCACAGCUGCUGUAACUCUGACACAACUGGGGUUAGCGCGCCAUGAGUCUGGCAAGCAAGACUAGUUAUGUCGAUACAAUAUGUUAUUACACUUUUACUGUUUUCAUCUGCAUAUUUAAACCUUCCUUUAUUUGAACCCUUUUCUCUCUCCUGUAGAAGUUUAACUCGGACGUAGGGACCUUGCCCCAACUGGAGCCCCCGGUGAUACAGGUGGUUGUCAGCAAUGCCAAACUCCACCACCAGCAGUCCGAUAGCAUCCUGCCCCACAUCGCCAACAAGGGGCUGCCGAACAGCUACCAGACACACCAGGUGAGGCUACAUUUCACACUGUCACACUAUACUGUUGGCCUCCAACAGUAGUUCACUGGACUCCAGUUGUCAAUUGUAAAUGCACAUGUAAAUAAUAAGUCCUUGAUAGUUUAUACAUCUUCAGAUGAACCCUCCUCACCACAGGAGGCUGCUGAGGGGAGAACAGCUCAUAAUAAUGGCCGGAACAGAGCAAAUGGAAUGGUAUCAAACACAUGAAAACCAUGUGUUUGAUGUAUUUGAUACCAUUCCACUGAUUCUGCUCCAGCCAUUACCACGAGCCCAUUCUCCCCAAUUAAGGUGCCACUAACCUCCUGUGCUCUGAGCUGUAUCUGACAUGUAUCGCUCCCAACGUACAGUGGGGGAAAAAAGUAUUUAGUCAGCCACCAAUUGUGCAAGUUCUCCCACUUAAAAAUAUGAGAGAGGCCUGUAAUUUUCAUCAUAGGUACACGUCAACUAUGACAGACAAAAUGAGAAAAAGAAAUCCAGAAAAUCACAUUGUAGGAUUUUUCAUGAAUUUAUUUGCAAAUUAUGGUGGAAAAUAAGUAUUUGGUCAAUAACAAAAGUUUCUCAAUACUUUGUUAUAUACCCUUUGUUGGCAAUGACACAGGUCAAACGUUUUCUGUAAGUCUUCACAAGGUUUUCACACACUGUUGCUGGUAUUUUGGCCCAUUCCUCCAUGCAGAUCUCCUCUAGAGCAGUGAUGUUUUGGGGCUGUCGCUGGGCAACACAGACUUUCAACUCCCUCCAAAGAUUUUCUAUGGGGUUGAGAUCUGGAGACUGGCUAGGCCACUCCAGGACCUUGAAAUGCUUCUUACGAAGCCACUCCUUCAUUGCCCGGGCGGUCUGUUUGGGAUCAUUGUCAUGCUGAAAGACCCAGCCACGUUUCAUCUUCAAUGCCCUUGCUGAUGGAAGGAGGUUUUCACUCAAAAUCUCACGAUACAUGGCCCCAUUCAUUCUUUUCUUUACACGGAUCAGUCGUCCUGGUCCCUUUGCAGAAAAACAGCCCCAAAGCAUGAUGUUUCCACCCCCAUGCUUCACAGUAGGUAUGGUGUUCUUUGGAUGCAACUCAUCAUUCUUUGUCCUCCAAACACGGCGAGUUGAGUUUUUACCAAAAAGUUCCAUUUUGGUUUCAUCUGACCAUAUGACAUUCUCCCAAUCCUCUUCUGGAUCAUCCAAAUGCACUCUAGCAAACUUCAGACGGGCCUGGACAUGUACUGGCUUAAGCAGGGGGACACGUCUGGCACUGCAGGAUUUGAGUCCCUGGCGGCGUAGUGUGUUACUGAUGGUAGGCUUUGUUACUUUGGUCCCAGCUCUCUGCAGGUCAUUCACUAGGUCCCCCCGUGUGGUUCUGGGAUUUUUGCUCACCGAUCUUGUGAUCAUUUUGACCCCACGGGGUGAGAUCUUGCGUGGAGCCCCAGAUCGAGGGAGAUUAUCAGUGGUCUUGUAUGUCUUCCAUUUCCUAAUAAUUGCUCCCACAGUUGAUUUCUUCAAACCAAGCUGCUUACCUAUUGCAGAUUCAGUCUUCCCAGCCUGGUGCAGGUCUACAAUUUUGUUUCUGGUGUCCUUUGACAGCUCUUUGGUCUUGGCCAUAGUGGAGUUUGGAGUGUGACUGUUUGAGGUUGUGGACAGGUGUCUUUUAUACUGAUAACAAGUGAAAAUUAUAGGCCUCUCUCAUCUUUUUAAGUGGGAGAACUUGCACAAUUGGUGGCUGACUAAUUACUUUUUUUCCCCACUGUAAAUGUAAAAGAAAGUGAGACCUGUUUCAUCAGGGUUACGCUAAGUGAUAGUGCCAAAGUGUUGUGAGAACAGAUCAGCUGACCUCUUCUGUCCUUUUGUGAUUGGCAGGAUGAGAGACCAAAGCCUUCCUCCCAGUUCCCCACACGGUUCGGCUCCUCCGUGGAGAACCUGUAUGACUCCAUCACCACCAAGGGCCUCAGCAACAAGCUGGAGGAGAAGAAGCUCUAUGAGGGACAGAGGCUGCCCAUGUCUCCCACAGAGGCACUGAGGCACUUCCAGGGGCGUCUGACAGAGUUUGAGCAGGAGGAGAUCAUGGACUACUCAGAGAUCUGGUUUCUGGGUCUGGAGACCAAGAAGAUUGAGGGCUCUCAUGGGAUUCCUCAGAACGCAGGCUACGACGACGAGCACGGCAGCUACAACAACGUAAAGUUUCAUCAAGGAUUUGAAUAUACGUUUCUCAUAAGCAUGUGUUUGUUUUCUAUGAUUGUGUUUUGCUUUUUGUGUAUUGAAGUGAAUAUUAAUGUGUAUAUUGAUGUGUAUAUUGAUGUGCAUAGUGUAUAUUUAUUUGUUUGAUGUGCAUACAGGGCCCAUAUGUGAAAGAGACCUUGGUCUCAGCAUGACUCCCUGUCAAAAUAAAGGUUAAAUCAAAAAUUAAUAAAUAUUAUUGUGGUUCCUUGGGGUAAGAUGUAGGAGGGUUUUUGUUUAUUUACAAGACAUUAUGCUAUGAGCUUAUGUUAAGGCACAAGAAAAGCAGUUUAAUGCACGCUAGCCAAACUGCGAUGUGAGCCUAACUGACUAUCCACAGGCAGUUUGUGUCUUAUUCCAACCUGUAUGGAUGUGCUGUCACAGGGAGACUGACUGUGAGCAUUGUUUAGACUCAUGACCUUAUGCCCCCAUUCAUGGUAACCUCUAGGUCACACAGGUUAAGUCAUGACCGAUGCACAGCUAAAUAACUAAAUGGAACGCAACACAGAAGUACUAUUAUGAACUAGUGUUUGGCACUGGAAGUAGUUGGGCAAAUGUGCCUUAUGUAGUCAUUACAAACAACCAUCAUUAAAGGAUGUCAUUGUAUCAUGAACUACUAGUUAAGUACAUACAAUGAAUAUUGUCCAUAUUGUCUCGUAUCCAGGUUCUACACGACCACAUUGGCUUCCGCUUCGAGGUGUUGGAGGUAAUCGGGAAAGGAUCCUUUGGACAGGUCCUGAAAUGUCUGGACCACAAGACCCAAGAACUGGUUGCCAUCAAGGUCAUUCGCAACAAAAAAAGGUACAAACAAAAUAUUUUGCUACAUGCCCUGAAACUGACCUUCCUGUGUGAAGUCAUUAAACAUGGACCUCUUCGUGACCUUUUCAUGGGGAGGUCCAAAGGAGGCUCCUCAGUAUUGCUUUACCAGUCCUCUCUCAGGGGAUCCAAGGCUCUCUGUGUAUCAAUGGAACUCCCCCUUCUCCUCUUUGACUUUGAUUGAUGCAGAUGCCAUCAGUGCUUACUGCCCUUCAAUAAUGCAGAAAACAAAAUGGGUGCCUAACGCCUAAGGGCUGCCUUGGUCUCGCCACUGGGGCCUUGUCUUGAACUAAGCCCUCUCUCAAAAAUGAUGUUUCUUCUGGAAGAGGAGAGGUGCUUUCCCUUCUUUACAGCUGUCAUCAUUUCUCACAUCAAAAGACAUUACAACUGGAAUGGAAAAAUAUUAGCAAGAAGAUUUUCCAUGGUCACUACAAAACUAAAGCUUGUCAGUAAAAAUCUGUCACUAUGAUUCAUAUUAUACAGUCGUGGUCAAAAGUUUUGAGAAUGACACAAAUACUAAUUUUAUAAGUCUGCUGCCUCAGUUUUGAUGAUGGCAAUUUGCAUAUACUCCAGAAUGUUAUGAAGUGUGAUCAGAUAAAUUGCAAUUAAUUGCAAAGUCCCUCUUUGCCAUGGAAAUGAACUUAAUCCCCAAAAAAACAUUUCCACUGCAUUUCAGCCCUGCCACAAAAGGACCAGCUGCCAUCAUGUCAGUGAUUCUCUCGUUAACACAGGUGAGAGUGUUGACGAGGACAAGGCUGGAGAUCACUCUGUCAUGCUGAUUGAGUUAGAAUAACAGACUGGAAGCUUUAAAAGGAGGGUGGUGCUUGAAAUCAUUGUUCUUCCUCUGUUAACCAUGCUUACCUGCAAGGAAACACGUGCCGUCAUCAUUGCUUUGCACAAAAAGGGCUUCACAGGCAAGGAUAUUGCUGCUAGUAAGAUUGCACCUAAAUCAACCAUUUAUCUGAUCAUCAAGAACUUCAAGGAGAGAGGUUCAAUUGUUGUGAAGAAGGCGUCAGGGCGCCCAAGAAAGUCCAGCAAGCGCCAGGACCGUCUCCUAAAGUUGAUUCAGCUGCGGGAUCGGGGCACCACCAGUGCAGAGCUUUCUCAGGAAUGGCAGCAGGCAGGUGUGAGUGCAUCUGCACGCACAGUGAGGCGAAGACUUUUGGAGGAUGGCCUGGUGUCAAGAAGGGCAGCAAAGAAGCCACUUCUCUCCAGGAAAAACAUCAGGUACAGACUGAUAUUGUGCAAAAGGUACAGGGAUUGGACUGCUGAGGACUGGGGUAAAGUCAUUUUCUCUAAUGAAUCCCCUUUCCGAUUGUUUGGGGCAUCCGGAAAACACCUUGUCCGGAGAAGAAAAGGUGAGCGCUACCAUCAGUCCUGUGUCAUGCCAACAGUAAAGCAUCCUGAGACCAUUCAUGUGUGGGGUUGCUUCUCAGCCAAGGGAGUGGGCUCACUCACAAUUUUGCCUAAGAACACAGUCAUGAAUAAAGAAUGGUACCAACACAUCCUCCGAGAGCAACCAUCCAAGAACAGUUUGGUGACGACCAAUGCCUUUUCCAGCAUGAUGGAGCACCUUGCCAUAAGGCAAAAGUGAUAACUAAGUGGCUCGGGGAACAAAACAUUGACAUUUUGGGUCUAUGGCCAAGAAACUCCCCAGACCUUAAUCCCAUUGAGAACUUGUGGUCAAUCCUCAAGAGGCAGGUGGACAAACAAAACCCCACAAAUUCUGACAAACUCCAAGCAUUGAUUAUGCAAGAAUGGGCUGCCAUCAGUCAGGAUGUGGCCCAGAAGUUAAUUGACAGCAUUCCAGGGCGGAUUGCAGAGGUCUUGAAAAAGAAGGGUCAACACUGCAAAUAUUGACUCUUUGCAUAAACUUAAUGUAAUUGUCAAUAAAAGUAUUUGACACUUAUGGAAUGCUUGUAAUUAUACUUCAGUAUACCAUAGUAACAUCUGACAAAAAUAUCUCAUAACACUGAAGCAGCGAACUUUGUGAAGACCAAUACUUGUGUCAUUCUCAAAACUUUUGACCACGACUGUAUUAUAGUUUUUGGCUUUCAGACUGUUUUGAAUGGUUAAAUCCAGAAUGGAGCUGUGACCUAACUAACUCUUAUUGGACUUCAGGUUUCACCACCAGGCCCUAGUGGAACUAAAGAUCCUGGAUGCUGUGAGGAGGAAAGACAGGGAAAACUGCCACAAUGUCAUCCAUAUGAAGGAAUACUUUUACUUCCGCAACCAUCUCUGCAUCUCCUUCGAGCUGCUAGGGUGAGUGUAGUGUGUAUAACACUACUAUAAGACACCUGGAAUUAGGCUGUGAUUAAAGCCAUCACAGACAUACACACACACCAGGGCCGGGGUCAAUUCAGAAAGUAAACUUUAAUUACAAUUCAACAUUUUAAUAAAGGGCAUCUAUUUUCUAUGACUUAUCAAUCAACUGAGAAGUAGAAGCUAUUUAUUUCAAACGUUUUCCAUUUUUGAAUUUUUAAUAAAAAUUACUUCUUGAAUUGACUGCCUUCAAUUAUAAUUGACCCCAGCCCUGACACACACAGUGCAUUCGGAAAGUAUUCAGACCCCUUGACUUUUUCCACAUUUUGUAACGUUACAGCCUUAUUCUAAAAUAUAUAUAUUUUUAAAUGGUCCUCAUCAAUCUACACACAAUACCCCAUGAUGACAAAGCGAAAACAGGUAAUUUUUGUAAAUGUAAUUAAAAGUAAAAAACUGAAAUACCUUAUUUACAUAGGUAUUCAGACCCUUUUCUAUGAUACUCGAAAUUGAGCUCAGGUGCAUCCUGUUUCCAUUGAUCAUCCUUGAGAUGUUUCUACAACUUGAUUGGAGUCCACCUGUGGUAAAUUCAAUUGAUUGGACAUGAUUUGGAAAGGCACACACCUGUCUAUAUAAGGUCCCACAGUUGACAGUGCAUGUCAGAGCAAAAACCAAGCCAUGAGAUCGAAGGAAUCGUCCGUAGAGCUUUGAGGCACAGAUCUGGGGAAGGGUACCAAAAAAUGUAUGCAGCAUUGAAGGUCCCCAAGAACACAGUGGCCUCCAUCAUUCUUAAAUGGAAGAAGUUUGGAACCACCAAGACUCUUCCUAAAGCUGGCCACUGGGCCAAACUGAGCAAUAGGGGGAGAAGGGCCUUGGUCAGGUAGGUGACCAAGAACCCAAUGCUCACUCUGACAGAGCUCCAGAGUUCCUCUGUGGAAAUGGGAGAACCUUGCAGAAGGACAACCAUCUCUGCAGCACUCCACCAAUCAGGCCUUUAUAGUAGAGGAGCCAGAUGGAAGCCACUCCUCAGGAAAAGGUAUAUGACAGCCCGCUUGGAGUUUGCCAAAAGGCACCUAAAGACUCUCAGACCAUGAGAAACAAGAUUCUCUGGUCUGAUGAAACCAAGAUUGAACUCUUUGGCCUGAAUGCCAAGUGUCAUGUCUGGAGGAAACCUGGCACCAUCCCUACGGUGAAGCAUGGUGGUGGCAGCAUCAUGCUGCGGGGAUGUUUUUCAAUGGCAGGGACUGGGAGACUAGUCAGGAUCGAGGGAAAGAUUAAUGAAGCAAAGUACAGAGAGAUCCUUGAUGAAAACCUGCUCCAGAGCACUCAGGACCUCAGACUGGGGAGAAGGUUCACCUUCCAACAGGACAACGACCCUAAGAACACAGCCAAGACGACACAGGAGUGGCUUAAUAAUAAAAAAUAAUAUGCCAUUUAGCAGACGCUUUUAUCCAAAGCGACUUACAGUCAUGCGUGCAUACAUUUUUGUGUAUGGGUGGUCCCGGGGAUCGAACCCACUACCUUGGCGUUACAAGCGCCGUGCUCUACCAGCUGAGCUACAGAGGACCAAGUCUCUGAAUGUCCUUGGGUGGCCCAACCAGAGCCCGGACUUGAACCCGAUCUAACAUCUCUGGAGAGACCUGAGAAGUGCAGUGAUGCUCCCCAUCCAACCUGACAGAGCUUGAGAGGAUCUGCAGAGAAGAAUGGGAGAAACUCCCCAAAUACAGGUGUGCCAAGCUUGUAGUGUCAUAUCCAAGAAGACUAGAGGCUGUAAUCGCUGCCAAAGGUCCUUCAACAAAGUACUGAGUAAAGGGUCUGAAUACUUAUGUAAAUGUGAUAUUUCUGUUUUCUAUUUUUUAUAAAUUUGCAAAAAUGUCUAAAAAAUCUGUUUUUGCUUUGUCAUUAUGGGGUAUUGUGUGUAGAUUGAUGAGGGGGGGGAAAUCAUUUAAUCCAUUUUAGAGUAAGGCUGUAACGUAACAAAGUGUGGAAAAAGUCAAGGGGUCUGAAUACUUUCCGAAAGCACUGCACACACGCACAUACAAUCAAAAUAGUCCCAGUAGAAGUUAAAUGAAAUCCUGAAUAAUUAAUGUGUUAAUCAAAGGUAUUCAAGGUUAGGCACCUCUCCCGAGGUACAACAACAAGACUUAAGCCCUGAACUCCCCUAUCACAUACACAGCUCGCUUAUCACUAGUCACUCCAUCUGCUACACUACUUGAGUAAAGUGAGCAGCCCACCUAGAACAAUCUGCCUUAAACAACCUAGCCUUAGGUUCUCUCUGAGACAAGAUAGUCUUCUGGGUCAUUCCACCAAUUGAGUACCUUUUUGAAUAGUGUAAUUAUUUAAAAAGGAAUAGUUUUACCAUAUUCAAACAAGAGUUCUGUUUACCUUAUUUUAAGGGUUGACCUUAAAAUGAGAGACAGGUUUUUAUUUUACCUUAAAAUGAAUCACUAAUCACAUUAAAUAAAUAAUAAUGCUCAGAAAUGACUUUGUCAAAGCAACAAAAUAAUGAGGGCUUUACAAUGAUGGUGAAAACUUGUAGAAAUGUUGGGGUUAAGUGGGUGGGUUAAAAUCUUCCUAGAGGUCACAGAGGUACACAGAGGGACAUGUCAAAAUGCUGUAUUUGGGCACUUUAGCAAGCCUUUAUUCAUAUAAACAAUCUGAUUUAUUUAAUUUUCCAUGUGGUCUAUAUUAAAGGGCACUUCAUUUAAUAUAACAGUCUUUUAAAAUGCAAUAUUUGUGCACAAUUUCAACCUAAAAUAUCAAAGGGACGUAAAAGGCCCUCAUUUAAUGGAACAACCGUUCUAUACCAGGCUGGCUGACCUUUAGUAGACGUCUUAGACUGCCACCUUGCCCUAUCUAGCAUUACCGUCACCCAAUCCCUUAGUUAAUGCCUUGAUUAGGGCCCUAUCUCUUUCCUCUGCCUGCUCGUGGUGUGAAGGUUCCGGUUACACUGACCAGAGAAGUUUGUGCUUCCCAUAAGUACUGAAUAAUACCAGGAAUAUACAUCUUCUUAAGUCUCUCUUCUUAAUGUUAAGACAUUCUAGAAUGUUAAGUAAUCUGAUAUAGCAUGUUCACUUCCGUUUUAAAAUCGUAUUACUAAACUGCAUGGUCCUGCUAGAUUCGACUGAGCUAUGCCAUGAAAAAAACACAGUAUAGUGCUGCCCUCUGGAGGACUAAUAAACUAUAACAUUUGAGUCCACGUGCAAGUGUGGGAAAAAGAGAAAGCAGAGAGACUGAGACUGGUGGCAGAAAGCUGUGUUUAUCAUUCUACCAGUUCUCUAAAUGAUUGUGUCUUUGACUUCUUAUAGAGUCAACCUUUAUGAGCUGAUCAAGAAGAACAACUUCCAGGGCUUCAGUCUGGCCUUGAUCCGUCGUUUCACCCACUCCCUGCUCAAGUGCCUGCAGAUGCUGCAUAAGGAGAAGAUCAUUCACUGUGACCUCAAACCAGUAAGGUUCCUCAGACAUACUGUAUCGGCACUGCAUAUAGUAAUAACACAAAUAAUAUUUAACUGAUAAGUCAGACAUGCUAAUGCAUGUAUAUGCUAGGGCUCUAUAAAGAAAAUGAGUGGGCUGCACUUUGAUUGGUUACUUGGAAAAUUAACAUUGCUUCUCUUUUUUCACAAAAGGAGAACAUCCUUCUGUCUCAGAAAGGACAAGGAAAUAUCAAGGUGGUGGACUUUGGGUCCAGCUGUUAUGAGCAGCAGAGAGGUGAAUGUCUCACCUGAUUAAAUACCUGUUAUACAUGGUACAGGUCUGAUAUUUAAAAUGUAAAUGUAAAUAUUUAAAGCUCCAAAGCCAUCGCACUCAUAUACAGUAACCGAAUGUUAACAUAAACGCCGUUCUCGCACUCUCUCUCUCCUUGCCUGCCAUUGUAGUCUACACCUACAUCCAGAGUCGUUUCUACCGCUCCCCAGAGGUGAUACUGGGACACACCUACAGCAUGGCCAUCGACAUGUGGAGCUUGGGCUGCAUCAUGGCUGAGCUCUACACCGGCUUCCCGCUCUUCCCUGGGGAGAGCGAGGUGGAGCAGAUCGCCUGCAUCAUGGAGGUACACAACCAACCACCUGCAGACAUAGUCUCAGAGCUCAGCGCUAGCCAAUUGGAGUAUCUGGUGUUGGAUGUUUUUAGCAAUCCAUUUAUCCAUCACCAUUCAAGGACAUUCUGUUAUUUUAUUUCUUAGGUAUUCGGAAUGCCUCCCAAUGAUUUUGUGCAGACAGCAUCCAGGAAAAGAUUGUUUUUCGGUAAGAACUUUCUAUGGUUUGUACAGUACAAAUGUGUUUCUUUAUAUCAGAUAAAUAAGGUAGGCUGCGUUUAGAUAGGCUUCAGAUCUUUUCACUGAUAUUUUUCUGAUCUGAUUGGUCAAAAGACCAAUUAGUGAGAAAAAAAAUCUGAAUUGGGCUGCCGACUUGUUGCAGACUCCAAAGGAAACCCCAGAAACAUCACAAACAGCAAAGGGAAGAAAAGGCGACCCAACUCCAAAGACCUAGCCAGUGUGUUGAAGACCAACGAUCCUCUGUUCCUGGACUUCAUUCGACGCUGCCUCACGUAUGUCAACACCAACACACUAGAAAUCUAGCAUUCAGCACAGGAUUAUUACGCUAUGGUGACAGGGUCAUGAAUAGCGGAAUUACUGUUGUCAUGAGAUUUCUGGUAGUUAGCUCAAUCUUCUCCACACACACUUACUGUGUAUUCCUGUGCUAUCUAGGUGGGAUCCAACCAAGCGUAUGACACCAGAUGAGGCGAUGCAGCAUGAGUGGAUCCAGGAGGCCCAUCUCAACAAGCUCAGGCCCAAAACACGACCCAUGAUGAGGAAGCCCAGUGAAAGCGUGAGCAGCACAGAAAACAACUACGAGGCCACUUACCGCAAAGUAGUCACUAACAGGACAGGUAAGACCAGGCCUCUCGCUUGCUUUCUUUCUCUAAAAUCAAUUUUCACAAUGUGAAAGAUCAAUUUAUGGAUUAAACCACAUAAUUUUGUAUGUGUGAAAUACCAUGUCCUCCCAUUUUACAUUGCAGCUGAGAGGAUUGGGUCCGAUAGCAACAACAAGCUGAAGAGAGAGCUCUCCGCCAAGGCAGGGCGCAAGAUGGUGACCGCUGAGCGACUGCGUCCCAUUGGAGCAUCAGCAGAGGAGCAGUUGUGUGAGGGCGUGGCCAAGGUCAACAGGGACACCAAUCAUGAGGCGGGCGGGGAGAGGCCCGUGCACAUCAUCAUCAAGCCUCAGCUAGAUGUGGGCACCGACGGAGGGUGCCAGGUGUCAUCCAAGUGUCUGCCCCCUAUCAUGUAGCAGCACAGGGAGGGGGCAGGCAGGCAGCACUAGGCGUUAUGGACUUUAACAUCAUCAAAGAGGCGCAUUGGAUAAUGCAGACUGUGGUCAUGUCUAGGGGAUCUCCUGUUUUGUGACAUUCCUGUGGUCUAUGACAUUCAUUCAAUACAUUUAAUAGAGUCACCUUAGCUCUGCGUUUCCCGAACUUGGGAACCAAAGGGGAGCACGUUUUGUUUUUUGCCCUAACACUAUUCAGCUGAUUCAGAUGAUCAAAGCUUGAUAAUUAGUUGAUUAUUUGAAUCAGCUUUGUAGUGUUAGGGCAAAUACCAAAACGUGCACACCUUGGGGUCCCGAGGACAGAGUUUGGGAAACCCUACAUUAGCUGUUCUGUUCCACUGAAUGCGUUGUCUCACCGUUUCCCAAGGGGUGCACGUUUUGGUUUUUGCCCUAACACUACACAGCUGAUUCAAAUGAUCAAAGCUUGAUGAUUAGUUGAUUAAUUGAAUCAGCUGUGUAGUGCUAGGGCAAAAACCAAAACGUGCACCCCUUGGGUUCCCGAGGACCGAGUUUGGGAAACCCUGCGAUUGUCUACUUGUCAUGGAGGAGAGCAAAUGUUGAUAGUUUGGCAAGCUACCAAUCCCGACUCAAACAUAGGUUAUUGUUGAUGUUCCAUUUACUGUAUAAAAGAGGCUCAGAGACAGAGACAGGAUCAGUUGAAGUUACAAUAUACCCUGGCAUGCACAACAGCGUUAUGCUUUUAUUAUGUGCCCCCUUUGUAUCCCAGACCACAAUCCUCAGUCCCACCUAGUGUUACCUGUUGUACAUUUACUUCUGAAAAUACACUGCUCAA
Molecule: messenger RNA, 23712 nt
Organism: Coregonus sp. 'balchen'
Lineage: Eukaryota; Metazoa; Chordata; Actinopteri; Salmoniformes; Salmonidae
Source: the annotation of a GenBank genome assembly